AUGUAUGUAGUUCCUGAUAGGUUGCCAGUAACUGGAAAACAUAAAGAUCCUGAUGUAUCGGAGAUUUUAUCAGAAAAUCCUUUUAAAAAAGUUAAGACAAGGGGUCAAAAGGUUGACAAAUCGAAACCAACCAAGAAAACAACAAAUUUAAAUAAAGAAACCAUUGAAGUAAACAAGAAACUCAAUGAGCCAUUACUACCAUCAGCUGGUCAACCGAUUUUAAAACGUGGUCAGAAAGCUAAACUAAAAAAAAUUAAACAAAAAUAUAACGAACAAGAUGACGAGGAAAGAAAUCUUCGUAUGAAAAUACUUCAGGGAGACGACGCCAAACCAAGUCAGUAUCACCAAAUUCUUGAACGUGAUCACUUGUCAAAUUUAAUUAAAAUCCCACAAUCUGUACGGGAUACUCAAGUUGUUCAUAAUUCAGAUAGUAUACAAAAUAAUCAACCUGACUGUGAUAAUAAUGAAUCAUUCAGUAAUUCAAGCAGUGAAAUUGACAAUCAUCCUGUCAAAUCAGAUGAAAGUGAAGAGGAUUUAAAAUCUUUAGAAUUGUUGACAAAUAUCCCCCAAAUACACGACACUAAUUACAUGGUACCCGAGUUUAAACAACGUUCUUACUUCGAAAUUAAAGCUCAAUUGGAUGCUUAUCGUCUAGCAAAUCCAGUAACUCCAGAGUUAAAACCUCCAACCAUAAAUGUACUUCAAGAACCCGCCAACAGUUCUGUGAAAUUAGCUAGAAUUACCGCCAUUUGGAAUUUAUGCCAUAAAAAUUGA
Molecule: messenger RNA, 774 nt
Organism: Schistosoma mattheei
Lineage: Eukaryota; Metazoa; Platyhelminthes; Trematoda; Strigeidida; Schistosomatidae
Source: the annotation of a GenBank genome assembly